UGAAAUUCCUGCUUGUGGCCUUUUGAACCAGUUGGAGUACGAAGCACGAACAGGGAGGACCUGUAAACCACCACUUCAGUCUUCAAGACGUAAGAAUUUUGAAUUUGAGCCACUUUCUACCACUGCCCUGAUUCUUGAAGAUCGGCCAUCAAAUCUUCCUGCCAAAUCUGUGGAAGAAGCUUUACGUCACCGACAAGAGUAUGAUGAAAUGGUGGCUGAGGCUAAAAAACGAGAAAUUAAAGAAGCCUAUAAAAGGAAAAAAAUAAUGAAAGAACGAUUUAAACAGGAAGAAAAUAUCGCAAGUGCAAUGGUAAUUUGGAUCAAUGAAAUACUGCCCAAUUGGGAAGUAAUGCGUAGUACGAGAAGAGUUCGAGAAUUGUGGUGGCAGGGGUUGCCCCCUAGUGUUCGUGGGAAAGUUUGGAGUCUAGCUGUAGGAAAUGAACUAAAUAUCACUCCUGAACUUUAUGAAAUCUUUCUCUCGAGAGCAAAAGAACGGUGGAAAAGCUUUAGUGAAACAAGUUCAGAGAAUGAUACAGAAGGUAUAUCUGUUGCUGAUCGGGAGGCCAGUCUGGAAUUAAUUAAGUUGGACAUAUCCCGCACAUUUCCAUCCCUUUACAUCUUUCAGAAGGGUGGUCCAUAUCAUGAUGUCUUACAUAGUAUCUUAGGGGCAUAUACGUGUUACAGACCUGAUGUUGGUUAUGUCCAAGGGAUGUCCUUCAUAGCAGCAGUUCUCAUUCUCAAUUUGGAAGAGGCAGACGCCUUCAUUGCAUUUGCAAACCUCCUCAAUAAGCCAUGCCAGUUGGCCUUUUUUCGUGUGGAUCACAGCAUGAUGUUGAAAUAUUUUGCAACGUUUGAAGUAUUUUUUGAAGAAAAUCUCUCCAAACUAUUUCUUCAUUUCAAGUCUUAUAGUCUUACACCAGACAUAUACUUGAUAGACUGGAUCUUCACACUGUAUAGCAAAUCACUACCACUUGAUCUGGCCUGUCGAGUUUGGGAUGUAUUUUGCAGAGAUGGGGAGGAAUUUUUAUUUAGGACUGGAUUAGGAAUCCUCCGAUUAUAUGAAGAUAUUCUCCUACAAAUGGACUUUAUUCAUAUAGCACAGUUCCUAACUAAAUUGCCAGAAGAUAUCACAUCAGAAAAGCUGUUCAGCUGUAUUGCAGCCAUUCAGAUGCAGAAUAGCACCAAAAAAUGGACUCAGGUCUUUGCCUCUGUAAUGAAGGAUAUUAAAGAAGGAGACAAGAAUAAUAGUCCUGCUUUGAAAAGCUAAUCUUCAAAGUUAAGACUAAUUGAAAUAUAAAAGAUUUUUUUUUUGAUAAAAGUUUUUUGUUUUCUAUGUAAAAAGCAUGGAAGAAAAUGUUGGAGAAAUCUGAAAGAAUCAAGACAUGGGAAACUGCUGAUUUUGAAGUCUAUGGCUGAAGUUAAGGAGAUGAGUAACCGAUUGACAGUAUUAAUAAAAAAGUAUUUUGUAGAGAGAGCCAUUUUACAAAGGAAAAAGUUUAAAUGGCUAGUUCCUACUCCAUAAUUUGGAGUGAAUGGUUUAAUGCAAUAAACUUUUUUAAUAGCUUUGGAGAUUAUUCAAAUUUUUACAUCUUUUCUUUCUUAACAGUUACCAUAAAAGCACUUUGGAGGUCAGAGCAGAUUCUUAAAUACUACUUUAACUUCCAAAAUAUUGUUUGAAAUAAACACCUUAGUAUAAAUGUUAUCUCCAGGUCCAACCUUUUGAAGAUAUUAGAGACCAAGAAUAAGCAACUUUGAUUAUAAAUUACUUACGUCACUGAAGUUGUUACCUUCACUCACAGGCUAGGGGAAAUUUGGGUUUUCUGGGAACUGGAAGUACGGGUGGGAGCUUGCUUCACACUCGAUUAUUUGUUUUUCCACAAUAUCUUGUCUGUUUCUGAAGGGAAUUUGUUUCUUAAGGAAUUCCUGUCACUCAAAGAAUUUUAGUCUUUUCUGUUUCUAGUCUAAGAAAUUGUUCAUCUAGUAAUUUAAGAAAGCUAACUGAUAGAAGGAAAGUUCUUUGCACUUUAGUGGACUGAAGACUUGAUUUUGGAAGUAAGUCCAUAAAUAUAAAUGAGAUUUUUCACUGUUAAGAGUAAAACAUAUGAAUUCUGAGAGUUCUUAAAUAGCAUGCUACUUGGCAAGACGUUAAAUUUUUUAGUUGAAAUUCUUCACUGUCUGUAGAAACAAAAUUUAAUUCAGUUUUAAAUUUGAAAUCUUAAUAUGUAGCCAAGUCUAUGACUUGUAAAACACUGUGCAUAAUUUUCUAAUCAAUGGAAAUUUAAAAAAAGAAAGAAGUAAUUUUUUUCUAAUGAGUCUAACUUUGAUCAUAUAGUAGAUAAAGAAAUUAUUAAUUAUUGGUAAAUUGAUAUGAAAUUUAUUAUAAUGUUUAAUCCUUGAACCUAAAUCACUUGAGUAUUAUAAGUGAUGUCUGUAUAACAUUCUCUUUGAUUAAUAAUUAGAUGUACAGUGUGCUUUUAUGUUGCAGUUUGGUUUAAAACAACACUUAAGCAUACUAUUUCUGGUAGUGGUAUAUAGUCUUCAAACUAACAAGCCUGAGAACCUUGUUAGUUCAGUGACUGCCUCUUUAGGAGUAUGGGACCAGAUGGUGUCCAUAUAUUUUUACCCCAUGGGUCAUUCUAGCCUAGGGACCACUAGUGGAACCCUCAGAAGUUAACUCCUAUCUUAGGAGCUUACUUAGUGGAAACUAGUAGUGUAAUAAAUAUUGAGGGAGUAUCCAGGGUCUUAAUAGGUUUUAGAAUGACAUUUUAACUCUGGUAACUACUUCCUUGGUAUUGGUGACACUGAUAAGAGGGAAUGUAACCCCUGGCAGUAAUCUCAUUGAAGUUAUACUACCUGCCUAAAUUUAAUCUUACUUUUGUGUAUUUGUUUCCUGAGUUUGACCUCAAUUACUGUAUUACUUUUUCUCAUUUUUAUUACUGUACAGUUUCUUUACCUUUUGAAUAUAAAUGUGUAUAUAAAAUGUAAAUACAAGGAAUUCACUAAAAACCACUAUUAAUAAUUACUGUGUAAAUAAAACUUGUAAGCAGAGUAA
This is a messenger RNA of Suricata suricatta (meerkat), 3052 nucleotides long. It is a transcript of the gene TBC1D12, whose product is annotated as TBC1 domain family member 12. Bases 209 to 1267 code for a protein of 352 amino acids. Lineage: Eukaryota; Metazoa; Chordata; Mammalia; Carnivora; Herpestidae. The transcript is spliced from 12 exons. The record is from RefSeq and is a predicted model, not a curated record.